AUGGCUCCUUAUGAAGCCUUUUAUGGGCGAAAGUGUCGUAAUCUUGCUUGUUGGAGCGACAUAAGUGACUCUUUGGUGUUGGGACCAGACUUGAUUCAUGACACCGUUGAGCAAGUGAAGGUUAUUCAGGCUACAAUGAAGGUUGCUCAGGAUAGGCAAAAGUCUUAUGAAGACCUGCGUCGAAAGCCUAUUUCUUACGCCGUUGGGGAUAAGUUGCGGAGAUAUCACAUCGAUCCUUCUCAUGUCAUUCCUAUAGAAUCGGUCGCUAUUGAACCGAAUUUGACUGUCGAAGAGCGACCUGUCCAGAUCUUGGACCGUCAAAAUCGUGCCUUGAGAAGAAAGGUGAUACCUAUGGUUAAAGUACUAUGGAAAAGCCAAAAGUAG
Beta vulgaris subsp. vulgaris (sugar beet) is the source of this 384-nucleotide messenger RNA. RefSeq lists its product as uncharacterized. The coding region runs from base 1 to 384 and encodes 127 amino acids. Lineage: Eukaryota; Viridiplantae; Streptophyta; Magnoliopsida; Caryophyllales; Amaranthaceae. The transcript is spliced from 2 exons. The record is from RefSeq and is a predicted model, not a curated record.